Molecule: messenger RNA, 2276 nt
Organism: Microbotryum saponariae
Lineage: Eukaryota; Fungi; Basidiomycota; Microbotryomycetes; Microbotryales; Microbotryaceae
Source: the annotation of a GenBank genome assembly
AUGGGGCUCGAUGACGGCGAUGUCUUGUUGGACUUCGACACCAAAAUGCCCGACUUUGAGGACUUGGCCGAAGCUGUCGGUGACGUCGAUCGCGCAACAGCUUGGUCGUACGACAUAGUUGGCGCUCCAGGGCGAAAUCUCGUCGGCCCUCCCAUGGAGAGCUCAUCUCAGCAAGAUGCAACCCUCUCCUUAGGGGUACUUCAUCUUGAGAAGAAUUUAGCGUGGACACUCAAGGCUCCUCGUGUCGCUGCCCACGAAGCUGCAGUCCCUCCAAUUGUCAGCCUCGUCACGACCAACAGGCUGGGCUCAAUGGCGGGGAACGAUACUACAUCAUAUCCCCAAGCCGAGACCCUCCUGAUGGACGACUUACACGAUUCCAACUUCAGUGACGGUUUGCAGACCCAGAGCUCGUUCGACACCACUUCAUCACUUACGUCCCAGUCGUCGCGGUCUUCGAUCACCUCAGGCCCGAUCGAACUCGAGCUCUUGCAUUGCGUCCAAAGAUUCGCGCCGUUCGAAGUGGAGCUUGAACCAGCCGACCUAGUAUCGACCGUCGCAUCUCAACCCAUCCAGCUUCAAGAAGUGAGCCAGCGACGUGACGACUUCGCUCCUCGCAAAUUCCCUCGGCUUGAAGAUUUUGAUCCAGGAGGCACGAUCUGUGGCUCGAAGCGACUUUGCGGGACAAACGACGGCGAGGUCGGCGAUUACAACCCAGAAUGUUGCACUCGUGCGCUAAAUCAUUUGCCCACCCUUCCGAGUACCCUGGUCUUUCCUGUGGAGCUGCCAGACAUUCCUUGCCCUAAGGCGCUGUCGAAUCUCGCCAAAUUUCAACUCAAACCACUCGACCGUGGCUUACAUGGUGACGCCAGAAGGUUAGUGUAUCUAACGUUAAUCGAGAUGAUUUUUUUGGUUGGGUCUGACACUCUCACAUCGUGCUCCCGAAGACGUGCAAUCAUUGGCGCACUCGAGCAGCUGGCGGUGUCGAUUUUUGCGCAAUUAGUGCAACUCGCCUCGCGAGCUCCUUCCAAACCCAUGCAGCCAAAGAGAGGAUCUGCUAUCCGCAUCCUCCUCGCCAAUCGCGACAAACUUCGGAAAAAAAAGGCUACCACUUUCCCGCGCAACAUUGGUCGUGAUACUGAGCCUAGACUCGGGGGAAGGGAACUAGGUGGGCGACUGAGGUAUCAACGAUCAGCGGUCGAUGACUAACCGGGAUACUCUUAACAAUUCUCAGCAUCUGUCCUGAAAGUCAUCGAGUACAUUCUUGAUGGAUUUCACAAAAGCGUCCUCGCCUCCAAACGCGAUUAUUACUACCGAGCCGUUGAGCUCUUCGGCAGGCAGAAAGUCGUGGACGAGGUGAGCGUCGAGCCACACGCACCGCCGACCACAUUUUAUCAAUGCUCACCAUACCACAUUCUUUGUAGAUAGUCGACGAUAUAGCGGCAACACUGUGCAUACGGCGUUCCGAGCUCGGUGUUGGUUCUUCCCCGAAAGGGCUCGUUUCUGGUCAAAUAACGCUCCUUAUGUCGAACGCAACGGUGAUGCAGGGGUCGACUUCGCGAACGGGAACGCUCAUACCACCCAUUGACCAAAUUAUCGGCAUUCGAUAUCCCGCGGAUGGGGCCGAAGACUACCCGGGACGCAUACGAUGGGUCUUGGUGGUCGAAAAAGAAGCCAUCUUCUCGGCCCUCUCGUCAUCUUCUCUACUUCUCGACUCUAUACUGGGUCGCGGCGUGCUGAUCACUGGCAAAGGGUAUCCAGACAUGGCUACACGGCAUCUCCUCAAGAAGCUUUCGGUAGAUAUGCCGCAUACCCCAAUCAUGGCGCUAGUUGAUGCUGACCCGCAUGGGAUCGAAAUUCUGGCAACGUACGCGUGUGGCUCGAGAUCAUUGCGGCACGAAAAGGAAGAGCUCGUCAUCGACCGUAUGGAAUACAUUGGCGUCAAGCACGACGAUCUUCACAACUCCAAUAUCGAUCGGGACAAUUUGAUUGAGCUCAGUGCGAGAGAUCGGAAGAAGGCCUUGAAUCUGUUGAAACGGACUGACCUGAAGGAUGACUGGAGGUGAGCAAGCCGAGCCGUCAACGAAUGGCGCAGCAAGUGAACUGGACUGAUUAUGUGAAUCGAUGACGAUAGGAGAGAGUUGCAACAUAUACUUCAUCGAGGGUACAAAGCAGAGAUCGAAAUUAUAGGAAGCUCGUCGUCCGACGUUAAUAAUGACCAAGGACUGCUUAAUUAUGUGGUCGACCGUGUCAACAGAAUGCUGCGCCAUUACGCGUGA